AGUUUGUCAAAUUUGACAGUUGUUUUGCAUGUCAUUCGCUGUUCGCAUGUGAUUUGUUUUGAAACAACAAAAAUAUUUACAAGAUGGGCAAGAUUUUUCUGGACCACAUCGGCGGCAGCCGUUUGUUUUCCUGCGCGGCAUGCGAUGUAAAUCUCACCAAUCGUUCGGAGUUAAUUAGCACGAGAUUUACUGGAGCAACAGGUCGGGCAUUUCUAUUCCAUAAAGUGGUGAAUCUGGUUUACUCGGAGGUGCAAGACCGUGUGAUGCUGACAGGUCGCCACAUGGUGAGAGAUGUCUCGUGCAAGAACUGCGCCACCAAGCUUGGAUGGGUUUAUGAAUUUGCUACUGAAGAGAAUCAAAGAUACAAAGAAGGCCGUGUCAUCCUUGAAAGAGCUUUAGUCACUGAAAGUGAUGGCAUAGAGGAAAUUCAAGUGAAUAAUGAUGAUUGAUAUGUUGUAAAUAUUAAAAUUAUUGUAAUUUUCUAUGUUUUAUGUAAUAGGUAUGAUGACAAAUUUUUGUUUUGGUGUUUUAAUAAUUUAGUAAAACAAAAAUUAAAACAUUGGUGAAAUAAUCGCAUCUAUAUACAUAAAACUGCCGGAAAACAGAACAAACAGCUUCUUCAAUUUGGAGAGCAGGGAUUUUGAUAUAUGACUUGUUUUUGUAGUAAUGGUUUGAAAUAUAUUUUUUACCUCCUCUGUUGUAUUAUUUGAUUAAAGCUUUUUACUUUAUUAAGAUGUAAUAUAAAUUCAAUCAAAUCAUGAAAGUUGUAUGUUAUUCAUCACAUGUCAUUCAUUAGGUAUGUCUAAAAGAUUUUUCCUAGUUUUUAAGUUUAUAAAUAAAUUAGCACUCCACAAUUUUAAAAAUUAUUUGUUUGUCUAGAAUAAAUGAUUAAAUUAUAUAAGAUAA
Amyelois transitella is the source of this 906-nucleotide messenger RNA. RefSeq names its product protein yippee-like 5 (gene Yippee). The coding region runs from base 84 to 449 and encodes 121 amino acids. Lineage: Eukaryota; Metazoa; Arthropoda; Insecta; Lepidoptera; Pyralidae. The transcript is spliced from 3 exons. The record is from RefSeq and is a predicted model, not a curated record.